Molecule: messenger RNA, 3338 nt
Organism: Ahaetulla prasina
Lineage: Eukaryota; Metazoa; Chordata; Lepidosauria; Squamata; Colubridae
Product: UDP-glucuronosyltransferase 2A1-like
Exons: 11
Coding region: 1300-2937 (545 amino acids)
Molecular function (GO): UDP-glycosyltransferase activity
Source: RefSeq, a predicted model, not a curated record
CAUAGUUGAAAGUUUUUGGUUAAAGCUUUUAGGAUUAUGGGAAGAGAUAACAGAGUCAGGCAGUUGGAGAAAAUUUUUCUGUUGUGCUGUUCCACCAGAAACCCAGUCGUCAACUUGCAUUAAUAUUAUUGGGCCUGAUCACUUCAAAUCUUCUUCAGAGUUGUCUGAGCCAGACCUGGAGCUAGACCACCAUGAGUCUCUUUUUGUCUUUGCACUGUGAAGAAAAGCUAUCAGAGAGAAAAGAAGCUAGGAGGAAAAUGAAGAAUAGUUGAAGGAAUACAACUAUAGAUGGAUUGAUGCAGGUCAUGGAAAAUAUCUCUGGAACUUCGGCCUUUCAGGAGGUGAAAUUCACUAAUAUCUUAGCUAGGUCCCAAAGGUUAAGAAUUACUUUAUAACCUAAACUAACCUGAAAUGUUUUUGUCUAAUCCAGAUAAUGUCUAAUGACUAAUCAAAAGCCACCUCAUUCCAAAGGUCUAGCAUGGCAAAAAAAAUUUCAGGAAUGAGGAUUUUGAUAGACAUCAAAUGCAUAAGUGUGUUAUUUAUAUAUCUAUAUUUAUAGUCUUGCUUAUUUGUCUUCUUAAUAUAACUGAAGGCUCCUGUUUCUAUAGCAAGAAGCAAAUAUGUAGACGGGAUUGAAUUUAUUCUGUUUUUUCUUAUGGUGCAAAUUUGGGACAUUCAGUUUGUCAAACUGGGAUUUUUUAUCCAGUUAUUGUAUGAACUCUGGUGUGCAUUUCUCCAAAUGGGCAUUUUUAUUUGUAAUUUACAUUUUGUCUAACAUAAUUCAUAAUUUUAUAUUCCAUUUUCAAAAAUUUAAAUAUUUUUGUAUAGAUUUUUCCUAAAUCAGAUUUUGGUAAAAUGCUAGUUUGGUGAAUUUUGGAUAUGACUGCUAAUUAAAUUUCAGUUUCCAUUAAGUAAUAAUUAGAUAGAUUUGCAUUUCUAUUUCCAAAUGUAUCAAACACUUUUUUUUCACCAUCCCUAAAUCUUUCUACAGUUUUUUUUUAGGAGUAAGCAAUCCUGAGGAAUUCCCACCCCUUUCCUAUUUUUCAUAAUAAGCAAGUAAUUCACAUAGCUCUGUGCUUUCCUAGGUAAGGUUAUACUCAUUAAAUGCAUGAGAAUGCUUUUCCACUGGCAAUGCUUGAGGCAGGAAUGUCCCCAUCCAUAAUUUCUGCGAUUCACAGAAAUUGUCCUUAAACAACAGAAUUUGACUCGAGGUUUUUAAAAACUGAACUCAUCCAUCUGAUUAAGGACAGGAAGCUUUCUGCAGAAAUUAUUCAUUGAGGAAGAAUCUGUGAAGAAAAUAUGACUGCCCAAGAAAAGCUUAUAGUGACUUCAAAGUCAGUAAGAUCAAGUGCAAUAAAACUUGUCAUCCCCUUGUUGAUGGUUCAGGUAAUGCUGGUAGGAAAUGUUUUGUGUGGAAAUGUGCUUAUUUGGCCAACAGAUGCCAGCCAUUGGCUAAAUAUUAAAAUAAUAAUUCAAGAACUGAUAAACAGAGAUCAUCGUGUCAGCAUCCUGGUUCCAACAACAUCUCUCUUCAUCACACCUGGAGAUAUUUCAGCUGCCAAUUUUGAAGUAUAUUCUGUUCCCUUUACAAAGGAAGAGUUUAAUUCUUUAAUCAUUGAUAUGAUAAAGUUGUGGUGGAAUAACAAACCAUCUAUUACAACCUUUUAUAGAUUUUAUCAGGAACUAGGGAAAUGGAUGGAGAAAAUAAAUAAACUCAAUAGGCAAAUGUGUGAAGCAGUUCUAUCUAAUCAAGAACUCAUGAUUAAGCUAAAGAACGCUAAAUAUGAUGUGCUUCUUUCUGAUCCUGUGGUGCAAUGUGGUGAUUUGAUUGCUGUGAAGCUGAACAUCCCAUUCUUAUACACGCUGAGGUUCUCUCCAGCCUCAACAGUGGAGAGACACUGUGGAAAAAUGCCUGCCCCUCCUUCUUAUGUUCCAGCUGCUUUAUCUGGGUUCACAGACAAAUUGUCAUUUGGAGAAAGGAUAAAAAAUAUUAUCUCUUACUACGUUCAAGACUAUGUUUUCCAAAAAUAUUGGGGGGAAUGGGAUUCCUAUUACAGUCAAGUUUUGGGGAGACCCACAACACUGUGUGAAAUAAUGGGUAAAGCAGAAAUAUGGUUAAUCCGAACCUACUGGGAUUUUGAAUUUCCACGACCUUUUCUACCAAACUUUGAAUUUGUUGGAGGUCUGCACUGCCAGCCAGCCAAGCCUUUAUCUGAGGAAAUGGAAAAUUUUGUACAGAGUUCAGGUGAACAUGGUAUUGUAGUAUUUUCCCUUGGUUCACUGGUUCAAAACUUAACAGAUGAAAAAAAUAAUAUAAUUGCAUCAGCACUCAGCCAGCUUCCACAGAAGGUUAUUUGGCGGUAUAAAGGGAAAAAACUAGAGAUGCUUGGAGCCAAUACCAGGACCUAUGAUUGGAUACCACAAAAUGAUCUUCUUGGCCAUCCAAAGACCAAAGCAUUUAUAACACAUGGCGGAACAAAUGGAAUUUAUGAAGCCAUUUACCAUGCAAUUCCCAUAGUAGGGAUUCCCCUAUUUGCAGACCAGACUGAUAAUAUUAUCCAUAUGAAGGUGAAGGGAAUGGCUGUGGAACUGGACAUCCACACAAUGAAAGCAGAAGAUUUAGUAAAUGCUGUGAACACUGUCAUUCAUAAUGCUUUUUUUAAGAAAAAUGCUUUAAAAUUAUCUCAGUUCCAUCAUGAUCAACCGAUAAAGCCACUGGACCGGGCUAUCUUUUGGAUUGAAUUUGUCAUACGCCACAAAGGUGCCAAGCAUUUGCAAGUAGCUGCCUAUCACUUGAACUGGUAUCAGUAUCACUGUCUAGAUGUCAUAGCCUUCUUGAUUGGCUUCACAAUAGUUUUUGCAUUCCUCACUUUUAAAUGCUGUUCGUAUUGCUUUUGGAAAUGUGGCAACAUUUUACAAAAAUCAAAAAUAGAUUAAUUUUCCUGGGACUCGGUCUCCAACACCUGAUUAACAUAGUUUAUGCUCAUUAUUGGUACAGUAAGAUUUAUGUUGAAUGUUUCCAUAUAAUUCGAUUCCAUUCAUAAUAUUAAAUUUUACUUGUAUGUGUAAAUAGUUAACAAAUUUAAUUAGUUUUGGUUUGAUUGGUAGUUAAGUGAUUCUGAAGUGGAAAUUUAGCUAUAAUGAGAAGUAAUUUUUUGCAAAUGCUUCUCUAUAAUUCUUUCUCGAAAUCAUUACUUUAUUUAGAAAUUUCUAUGUAUAAUUUUUUUUCUCAAAAUGCCAAUCACUUGUUUAAAAAUGUUCAUGGAAGUAUCUAAUAUGAGAGACAGAAUUAGGUAAGACUAAGUAAUGAACUUAUCUUCAGCUGUCAAACAAAAGUA